Messenger RNA from Neopsephotus bourkii (Bourke's parrot), 470 nucleotides. RefSeq names its product interferon alpha-inducible protein 27-like protein 2A. Bases 33 to 470 code for a protein of 145 amino acids. NCBI's taxonomy places the organism in Eukaryota, Metazoa, Chordata, Aves, Psittaciformes, Psittacidae. The transcript has 3 exons. Gene Ontology annotation, biological process: apoptotic signaling pathway. The record is from RefSeq and is a predicted model, not a curated record. Gene Ontology annotation, cellular component: mitochondrion; membrane.
GCUGCAGCUGCCUGCCCUCCCCUGCCCUCCCCAUGCCUUCUCCUUUAGCCAUGGUGAGUAAACUGAAGGGAGCAGCCAUCGGAGCCACGGCCUUAACAGGAGUGGUGCUCAUUGGCAUCCCGCUGGCCGUCGGUGCACUGGGCUUUACACCAGCUGGCAUCGCCGCCGGCUCCAUUGCUGCCAAAAUGAUGUCAGCAGCUGCCAUAGCCAACGGCGGGGGGGUGGCUGCCGGCAGCACCGUGGCUGUGCUGCAGUCCAUCGGAGCUGCAGGUUUGCCUCUUGCUGCCAAAAUUGGGCUGACAACUACCCUAGGGCCAUUAGGUGCAGCAGUUGGUGCCAUGUUUUCCAAGGGGAAGAAGCCUCCAGGUGAUGACAGUCAAAACAGCAGUGACGAUGAUGACGAGGAUUCUGAUGGCAUGGAAGGCACUGGGAAGCCCCCAGAGACCCCAGCAACUUGCCCACCCUCAUAA